Molecule: messenger RNA, 2784 nt
Organism: Argentina anserina (silverweed cinquefoil)
Lineage: Eukaryota; Viridiplantae; Streptophyta; Magnoliopsida; Rosales; Rosaceae
Product: putative protein FAR1-RELATED SEQUENCE 10
Exons: 4
Coding region: 181-2250 (689 amino acids)
Biological process (GO): regulation of DNA-templated transcription
Molecular function (GO): zinc ion binding
Source: RefSeq, a predicted model, not a curated record
GGCGGCCAUAGAAUUUAUUCAAUUUAAUAUAUAAAAUUAAUUGACUGAAAAUUUUCACUUCUUGUAUUCUUGAUUUGCAAAGACGAUGAUGCAGAAGGACCCAAUACAGAAAAGGGCUUUAUAUUUCUCUCUCUGUUUUUGGAAUAUGUAAGGUUGGACACUUCUAUUGUUCCAUGAAAAAUGAAGCCAUCAAAUAACAUCUGGAUUAGGCGACAACAGUGCCCUUGUGGAGAUUGGAAGUGUUAUAUUAAGUAUGAAGGUGAUGAUUCAACCUCCGUAAGCUCACUACAUGUAAAAAAUGAGAUGAUUUCAUCUUCAUCCUCAUCAGAAGCUGUCUUCACCCCUUAUGUUGGUCAAAUUUUCAAAACUGAUGAUGAUGCUUUUAAAUACUACAGCAACUUUGCACGGAAGAAUGGAUUUUCUAUUAGAAAGGCACGCUCUACAGAAAGCCAAAAUUUAGGGAUAUACAGACGAGAUUUUGUUUGUUAUCGGUCCGGAUUUAAUCAACCAAGAAAAAAGGCCAAUGUGGAGCAUCCCAGGGAGAGAAAAUCAGUACGGUGUGGAUGUGAUGCCAAGUUGUAUUUGACGAAGGAAACUGUUGAUGGCAUUAGUCAAUGGUAUGUUUCACAGUUUAGUAAUGUUCAUAAUCACGAGUUAUUGGAGGAUGACCAAGUGCGCCUACUUCCUGCUUAUCGUAAAAUACAAGAGGCAGAUCAAGAACGGAUUCUCUUACUUUCCAAAGCUGGCUUUCCUGUGAACCGGAUAGUGAAAGUGUUGGAGCUAGAGAAGGGAGUUCAACCUGGACAGUUGCCCUUUAUAGAAAAAGAUAUCAGGAAUUUUAUCCGGACUUGUAAGAAAGCUGUUCAAGAUAGUGAUGCUUUGCUCAAUGAGAAAAGAGAAAAUGAUAUGCUAGAACUUCUUGAUACCUGCAAGUCUAUGACAGAGAGAGAUCCAGGUUUUGUCUAUGAUUAUACCAUAGACGAUUAUGAAAAGGUUGAAAACAUUGCAUGGUCAUAUGGUGACUCCGUUCGUGCAUAUACUGUUUUUGGUGAUGUAGUUGCUUUUGACACUACCUAUCGUUCUAUCACUUAUGGAUUGCUCCUUGGAGUGUUGUUUGGCAUUGAUAAUCAUGGCAAGGCAAUUUUUUUAGGUUGCGUGCUGCUACAUGAUGAAAGUUCUCAUUCAUUUUCUUGGGCUCUGCAGGCUUUUAUUGGAUUUAUGAGAGGAAGAUCUCCACAGACUAUUCUAACUGAUAUAGACUCAGGGCUUAGAGAUGCUAUAGCAAGGGAGUUGCCCAAUACUAGACAUGUUAUAUCUAUAUGGCACAUUCUAUCCAAAAUUUCCAGUUGGUUCUCUUUGCCUCUAGGAACACAGUAUGGAAAUUUUAAAGCUGAAUUUGAUAUGUUGUCUCAUCUGGAAAGUGUAGAAGACUUUGAACAUCAAUGGAACAUUUUGGUUGCUCAGUAUGGCCUUGUGUCCGAUAAGCAUAUAGGUUUAUUGUAUUCAUCUCGAGAAUCCUGGUCGCUUUCUUACAUUAGAGGCUACUUUCUUGCUCGUACACUGACAGCUGAGUUUUCACUAGCCCUGGAGUCAUUCUUGAAAAGAAUUUUGAAUGUGCAGACAUGCCUACAAGUAUUCUUUGAGCAGGUCAGUAUUGCUGCCAACUUUGGGAGCCAGGCCAGAGAAGGGAUGAAGUAUAUGAAUGUAAAGACCGGCAUGCCUAUUGAAGAACAUGCGCGUAACAUUCUUACACCUUAUGCUUUCAGCAUCUUACAGCAUGAAAUUGUUCUGUCUCUGCAAUAUGCAACAACAGAAAUGACAAAUGGAUCAUAUCAUGUGCGGCACUACAAGAAAUUGGACAGAGAGUGUCUUGUCAUUUGGAUGCCAGACGAUGAACAAAUCCACUGUUCCUGUAAGGAGUUUGAGCAUUCUGGUAUUUUGUGCAGGCACUCCCUUCAUGUCCUUGUGGUUAAAAACUACUUUCAACUCCCUGAAAAAUAUUUUCUGCUUCGUUGGCGGCUAGAAAGUUCCUUACGUUCUUUGGCUGAUGAAAAUGCUCAAUUGAAUGCUGGUGAUUGUGCCCAGACUAUUAACACUCUCGCUGCUAGUCUAUUGACAGAGUCUUUAGUCUCCAAGGAAAGAUUUAAUUAUGUUCAUACAGAACUUUCGAGCCUUCUUGAGCAUGUUAGGAAUAUGCCAGUAAUUGAAGAGUAUGUGCAUUUGGCAGUUAAUAGCAUCAGUAAUAUUUAGGCAUCUUUAUUUAGCAUUGAACAUAAAAGCUGCCCUGGGAUUCUGGAGGAUGAAGUAUGUUGGUGUGGAAGGCAUCAUAUAUUAACCAUUAACUUGUAUAUGCAAAGAAGGAUACAGGAAUACGAUUUCUCAUAUGAACCCUGGCAAGCCAGCUCAGAUGUUCUGGAUGGGUGUCAUUUCUACAGUGUAUAUACAUGUCUUAUGGUAAUUGUAUAUUUCCUCGUGGGUAAAUUGUGUAUUCACUUUUGGGUAUCAGUAAAUGUUGGCAAUAGGCCGGGUAGAAAGAAGUUGGCAAUUUUUCAGACUGUUCUCAGUUCUGUAGUGUAAAUUGUAAUUAGCAGUGUACUUUAUCCAAAAUGUAAAUUUGGGCGAUGCUGUUUUCUUUUCUCUGGAUAAAGUCUGAUAUCAAUGUAGUGUUAUUUGUUCAAAUUACCUGACAACAUACACCUUGAGAAUUUAAAGUCCUUUUGAAGUUUUGUUCUGCAAUGUGAUGAAAACUUUCUUAUGACUAAUGGAACCAGAAGAUUGAGCUCA